AUGGGCGACUCGCGGAGCUCGCUGAAUUUGGGGAAUGACGAGGAGAGCCCCAGCAGCCGGAGGCCCUGCCAUGAGAGGUGGCUGUCCCCGCUGACCGAGAACGGUUUCCGGAGCGGGAUGCUCACUUUGACCACCACCGCCCUUGGGGGCGGCGUGCUGAGCGUGGCAUACGUGAUGAACAUGUGCGGCAUGGUGCUCGGCUGCUUGAUGCUGGCACUGGGCGCGCUGCUGGCAUAUCUGGGCAUGUCGGCCUUGAUGGAGAUGAGCACCAAGACCAACUGCAACUCCUACGCCGCCCUCUUCUCCCACUGCGCCGGGCCCGCCGCAGGGCCCAUCCUGGAUGCCAUGCUCUUUGUGUACGGCAACGGCGCGUGCGUGGGCUACAUGGUCUUCAUCGGGGACUUCAUCCCGGCGAUCAUUGCGCUGAUGCUUCCCGAGGAGGCUUGGGCCCAAAACACCACGGGCAUCACGCGCACGGUGUCCAUUGGUGUGGCGGCUGCGCUCUUGAUCCCGAUGAUGCUGCCCGAGGAUCUGUCGCGCUUGAAGUUCCUGCAGCCGGUGUCCAUCGUCGCGCUGAUGUACAUGUCGCUGGUGGUGGCCUUAAAAAGCCCCAGCAGCUUCAAGCGAUUCGAUCACCAGCCGUCCUUUGGGGACGUUCGGCUGAUUACGGUGGACGCUCACUUUUUCGAGGCCUUUUCCCUCUGCGUCUUCGCCUUCAACUGCCACUUGAAUGUGGUGCCGACCGCAAACCAACUGACGCGGCCCACCAGGGAGAGGACAAAGAAGAUCGCCAGCCGGGUCAAUGUCUUUCAGUGCAUCUUCUACUGCCUCAUCGGGGUGACAGGUUACCUGUCCUUCCUGGACCAGACCUGCUCCGACAUUUUGAACAACUACAACCCCAAAGACGGCUUCGUGGCGGCGGGGCGCUGCUUCUUGACCCUCACCAUGAUGGUGGCCAUUCCGGCCAACCUGAACCCCACGGUGAAAUCUGGGGUGCAGCUCAAGGACUACUUCUCCUCCGCUGAGCCCUUGAUCAGCAGGGCGACCUCGACCCCAAGGAUCUCUUCAGAUCGGGCCUGCUUCCGCAUCACGGUCUCCGUGUUGUGCCUGGCCUGCCAGGCCGCUCUGGCGGUGGUUGUGCCCAACGUUGGCACUGUGCUCAGCUUGCUCGGGGCCACUGUGGCCACCGCCAUGAUGCUCAUCAUCCCCGCCUACUGCAUGGGAGUGGUCAUGGAGAAGACCGUGAAGCGACAGCUGCAGCAGGCGCUCCUCUACUUCUGCUCGCUGCUGAGCGUCGCAUCUGUGCCCAUUACAUUUCUGGAGCUGGCCAACCUGAUGGGCAAGCCCCCAGUGUGCAACCGCCACAUCUGA
Molecule: messenger RNA, 1371 nt
Organism: Effrenium voratum
Lineage: Eukaryota; Dinophyceae; Suessiales; Symbiodiniaceae
Source: the annotation of a GenBank genome assembly